Brienomyrus brachyistius is the source of this 4147-nucleotide messenger RNA. Its product is annotated as mitotic spindle positioning. Bases 144 to 2585 code for a protein of 813 amino acids. Lineage: Eukaryota; Metazoa; Chordata; Actinopteri; Osteoglossiformes; Mormyridae. The transcript is spliced from 5 exons. The record is from RefSeq and is a predicted model, not a curated record.
GUCCGGUUUUAAAUGUGAGGGUAGUCACACACAAACACACAGAGCCAGAAGGUCCAGAAGACAUACUCUGUACUUAGACCCUGCUUAGCAAUGUUCAGAAGAUCUAUGGUGCGCUGCCAGUGAUGUAAGAAGAUCAAAUAUCGAUGCAGUUUCACCAAGCCCCUGCCACACAAGCACCUCCAUCUCCACAGGAAGGUGCUCCAUCCAGACCACUGAUGGAGAGCAUGCCCAAGAAGUGGGUGAUGCAGCCAUUGUCCCCUAGACUGGAACCGGCAGACUUAAGAACUGUGCUCCAUAGCAGAGAAGAAAGCAGUCAGGACAGCACAUGGACCUGCAGUGAGAUGCAGGGUCUGAAUGACUCACUAACCUCGGUGACAUGGCAGGAGGAGCAUGAUGUGUUGGAAAGGCCCCAGAGAGUGCAGGUUUCUGAGGGAAGCUACAGGCAGGACCACCAUCCCAGCAGCCCCACUAGCAUUAGCAGUAAUAGUAGCACAGGCACCUGCCAUGGCUUCUACUCCUUCAUGGACGAAGACGUGGAGAAGACAGAGGCCUGGAUGGUCUCCCCUGAGAGGCAGAACAAACUAGCCACCGUCAAGGAGGCAAAUGGCUUCAAGGUGCAGGCGUACAGUGAGAAGAAGCCGGAGAAGCUCUUCCAGGAUGGUGAGGGGGACUCAUUCUCCCAGGUAGCCGCUGUGCCUGCGACAGUGCAAGAUGACCUGGAGCAAGUUCAGGAAAGGUUGGAACUCAUCCGCAGCCAGGCACCAAAGAGGAAACCUGUUGACAUAGAGCAGUGGGAGGCACUUGAAAACUUGGACCUCAGCAAACCGCCCCAGAGGGUGUUGGAUGGGCUGAGCCUCUACUAUAUCCCAUCCAGGGCAGAUCGAGAAACAGCCAAGGCGGAGUCUGGCACCAUUGACACAGAGAAGAUUAACUUCAAUAUAGCACGGCAACAGUUCCUCACAAUGGAACAGUCCCGAUCCAACCCCUUCCAGAAUGUUCCCCAGGAACCUUACCAAUCUGCAAACAAAGGACAACCACCACAAGCUGAGGGAGGCCUAGUCAUGCUGAGGAGACAUGAUUAUGAGAGCCUCACUGGAGAGAAAUCAACCAGGAGUCAAAACCAAGAAUCAAAUUCAAUUAAGAAUGACUUAUUUGGUAGCAAAUGUGUAACAGUUUACACGUCAGAGGAAACAGCUGCAAACCAAAGCUGCUGUAAUGAGAAGCUUGGCCGUGGAUUCAUGCUUCCGCCAGGCCAUGUGAGUGAUCAGUAUGCCUUCGUGGGGCAGGAAUAUGGUCAGGAGCCACAACCUUUAGAUGAGGCUGAGACGCCCAUCGAGAAGGAGAUCCGUCUCGCCCAGGAGAGGGAAGAGAGUUUGCGACGAGAGCGAGGCAUCAAGCACACAAACUUAAAGGAGAUGGUGGAAAUUAAAACCAAGCCAUUUCUUUCUCGGACAGGACCCACUGGUACACCAACCAAAACCAGGGAUAAGGGUAGGGUAAGCUUCUUCCUCCAGCGGGAGAUAGAGCUGGAUAACCAGCGAGAAGAAAAGCUGCACCAUCAAGGGAGAGCGCCGGCUCUGCAUAACCAUGACACUCCCCAGGAACUGGGAGAGAGGAAGAAGGUCUUUGAGCAGCAAGCAGACGAGGUUCCAGUCACGCCCCCCAAGACAAGCAUCACAGGAAACCACCUCGAUGCGACGCAAGUCAACACAGGUGCUGCGGAGGCACUCAGGACACCAGAGUACAGCACCCCAGCAGAAUGGAGACGUGACAACAAAACAGAAGAUGUCCUGUCUCCUUGCUGUCCUCACCGGCACCCUGAGGAGACAGCUCAGUGGAUACUCAACAAUAGUACGGUGCCAGACAGUUACAGUCCCUCUCCAUUCACUCCCUCCACGCCCACUGACCUGCGACUCUUGUGGCCAUCAUUGACUGGGAGGUACAUCGUACCCCAGGCAGACUUCCAUGAGAAGUUCAGCCUGAGACCUCACAAGGUGGACACUCCAGAGGCAAUUCUCAAAGAGAUAGAGCAAGACAUCAAAAGAGAGGAAGAGCUUCGCCUACUGAGGGGUGGCAGCAGCUUGCCCCAGUCUCAGGAUGAGGGCCCGGAUAAUGCGGAUAAAAGAGCGCCCUCUACUGGUACAACGUUCAUGUCCCCUGAGAGCAAAAGCUGGCCAGGCCUGUCCUCCCCCUGGGGUCUCAGAGCUACGCAAGCGACUUUGGUGACAACAAAAGCUAGCUCCCCCCUGCCCCCCCCAUCAGUCUCCAGCUUCCCCUCCAUCCCUGCUGUAACGGCCCAGCCCUGGAGCUCCACUUGGCCAGACUCACCCGGCCCGGCCAGAGUCCCCGCCCUGAAAACGCAGACAUUGAGGUCAGGGGCAGGUGGCACCGCGGCACAGAAGGGCCUGACUGAAACCCUGCUGGAGGACAGGAGCCCCAGGCUGAAGCUGGAGGAGAGCGUGUAUGCUGGAAUCCAUCCAACUGAUGAUGUAAAUUGGGAGGUCCUGGAGGCUACUCGAGUUACCCGGCAUAAGAACAUGCGCGCCCUCCGGUGGGAAGCAGGAGUGUUCGCCAACAAAGACUGAGACUGAGACUGAAACUGCCAAGGAGAGAGGAGGGUGUUGUUCACCUCCAGCACCUUCUACGGGACUCUCCAAGGGAAUAUUUCCUUUCCACUCCCAACAUCUUCUCCUUUUCCCCCCUCCCACAGACGUGCACACUGUCGACUGGCUCAGUCCAAAAGCUUUAACAAAGAUAAAUAGUUAACCCCCCCCCCUUCUCUAUUACUACAUAACUAGUGCUAAAGUCAUUGUGUACGUGUUCAUUUUUUCACUAACAUUUUACAUUUCCAUUUUACAUAUUUAGCAGUCAAGUCAAGUCAGGAAAAUAGUACAUUGCAAACAUGCUGUCAUGCAGUUGACUUGACUUGGCAUAAGUGCAGCUAGGCUGAGCUUCCAGUGCCCAGGUAUGAGUGUAAGCAGUAUUGAAGCAGGAGCUACACAACUUCUAACAAAGCAAGCAGCUAGUAAAAGCAAAAUAGCUGUGAGAUUGGCCCAACACGAGCAGGAGCUGUCUGGUCUUAUUACAAAGGAGAAAGUGGAACCAGGAUAUUAUCAUUUGAUCAGAGGAAAAUUAAUAUAAGCACAUUUUGACUAAUUAAACAGAUUUCACUAUUGGGAUUCCAAAGAAGGCUAGUCAACGUAUGGUAGUCAAGGAAAUAAGCUAUGUUAAGGGAAAAUAGCAGAAUGACAAAAAUACUGCGAAUGUAGAAUAUCGUUUACUGUAGGGAGGUAAAGAAAAAUAACAUUAAGGAAACAGAAUUAAUAAGUCACUAUAUACCAAAUAAGCACACCCAUUGAUAACAUACUGCGUGUAGGUAAUGUAUUUAAAAUGUGCUUAGUUGAGGUUUGUGGUGUUAAUCUUGUGACAUAUUUUAAAGGAAUUUAAAGGGCUUGGAAUAUGCACUUAAUUCUUUCACUCUCAAUUACUUUGACAUUGAAGCAUUAGUACCGAUAUAUAUUAUUUAAUACAAAUAUCAGAUUCUGCAUACUGAAGGCAUAGAGCAAGAUUGAAAAAACAACAUAUUUUUGCUAUACAACUCAUUUUGUAACUUCAGUUUCAACUCACACUAAGUAAAAAUGAUACUGUUAAUUUUGAAUACAACUGGACUCUUAAAUUAUAACAGAGAGUAAACAAUCGAUUUCCUUAUUUAGGACAGGCUAAUGAAUAUAUAGUGUGAAAGGUAUCUUUAGACAUCAAUAUUUUAUGGAAUUUCUGAUGUGUUUUAAUGGUGUUUUGCUACAUUAUGACAAAGUUUUAAAUGUGGUGUUUACAUUUUUCUUUUAAUAACCUUCACAAUAUAGAUUUUUUAUUAAAGACACAGUGAAAUAGCAUAACGUUUAGAUUUUUGUAUGAACAAUCCAUUAAUUAAAUUUUUCUUAUUCAAUCAGUAUAAUAGUUUUUUUUCUAUAAACUUUAUCUUUUAUGCAAUGUGCCCUGGAAAUAUAAUGACAUGCAUAGUUCCAUAAUUUAUCUUAAAUUAUUUUGAAUGUGUAAAUAGUGCCUUGAUGUAAUAAAUGCAUUCAUGUUGAUAUUUAUAGUGGAUAAGAUUAUGAUACAUGAAUUUGAAUAAAUAAAGCGUUUGAAA